Messenger RNA from Culex pipiens pallens (northern house mosquito), 824 nucleotides. It is a transcript of the gene Yippee, whose product is annotated as protein yippee. The transcript is spliced from 2 exons. The record is from RefSeq and is a predicted model, not a curated record. Bases 101 to 448 code for a protein of 115 amino acids. NCBI's taxonomy places the organism in Eukaryota, Metazoa, Arthropoda, Insecta, Diptera, Culicidae.
AUUCGACGUCAUCAGCUGCAGACCAAAAAAAAUCAAAACAAAGGAAAAAUUUCGCUUCUCGUUCCGUCGCAGCUGGGAUUCCGUCGCAAGUUCCGUCGAAAUGGGCAAAAUCUUCCUGGACCACAUCGGCGGCCAGAAGCUGUACUCGUGCGCGGCCUGCGAAACCAACCUGACCAACAAGCGGGAGCUGAUCAGCACGAGAUUUACGGGCGCAACAGGAAGGGCGUACCUCUUCAAACGGGUCGUAAACCUGGUUUAUUCUCCUGUGCAGGACCGGGUGAUGCUGACGGGACGGCACAUGGUGCGGGACGUGAUGUGCAAGAAUUGCCGCGCCAAGCUGGGCUGGAUGUACGAGUUUGCCACCGAGGAGUCGCAAAAAUACAAGGAGGGCCGCGUCAUCCUGGAGCACGCGCUCAUCACCGAGUCCGAGGGUUUCCCGGAGGCGUGACCCCCCUUCCUGUUUGACCCGAUCGAGUUCUAGAGCGGGGAAGAGGCCAAUUGGCUCAAAUUUUUCAUCAUUAUUCAGCAAAUCACCAAUUUCGUCGUCACCAUAGUAAGGUUAUGUGUGGAUGUUUUUAGGGUUAGAAAAAUGCGAUUCGAAUUAAUGGAUUAAAAUUUAGCGUAAGAAUUGUGUGCUUUUUUAAAAGUUUCUUUAAACUUAGAUUUGCGAAAUAGCGAUAAGAUCAGUAGCGUUUGGACAGUGAGUAAGAAAAAUCACAAAAUAAUCACAAAACUAUUUAACUACAUCUUAUCCAACCAGCAUGAAUAGAUCCGAGUUUAUUAACCGCAAAAAUAAAUCACUUUAAACAUUAAAGCAAACAAAA